AUGAGCAUCGAUUUGAGACGCUACAUCCCUGCCAUUCUGGUAGCGCUGGCUGUGUCUUCAUCCAUCGUCCUCAUUCUCAGCCUGGUGAGGAUCCAAAAUGUUUCCUUUGCACCUAACAACAAGUACGGGAUGGUGUUUGAUGCAGGCUCAUCCCACACCUCUCUGUUCGUCUACCAGUGGACAUCUGACAAAACGAAUGACACCGGAGUGGUCAGCCAGACGUUAUCCUGUAAUGUCCAAGGACCUGGCAUAUCGAGCUACGCCAAUGACCCUCCCAAAGCUGGUGUGUCCCUCCGGAGCUGUCUAGAGGAUGCCCUGAAGGUCAUUCCUGAUGAGAGACAGAGGGAGGUACCAGUAUACCUUGGAGCUACAGCAGGCAUGAGGCUGCUGAGCAUGGAAAACAAGUCAGCUGCAGACCAGGUCCUGAAUGAAGUCGCUAAGACCAUACAACAGUAUCCUGUGAAUUUCCACGGGGCUCGGAUCAUUACAGGGGAAGAGGAAGGAGCCUAUGGCUGGAUCACCAUCAACUAUCUGCUGGACUCCUUCACCAAGUACUCUCCCAAACAACGUGACUGGAUCCAUCCUCAGUCAGCCAAGAUCCUGGGUGCACUGGACCUCGGAGGAGCAUCAACCCAAAUCAGCUUUAUCCCCAUUGGUCCAAUUACCGACCAGACAAAAGCCUCUAAGUUCAGGCUCUAUGGGUUUACCUACACUAUCUACACACACAGCUAUCUCUGCUAUGGACAGAAUCAGGCGCUGAAACAGCUGAUCCUGAAAAUAACAGAAAACAUGAAGGUCCAGGGCUCCGUUAACCACCCCUGCUACCCUGAAGGAUACCAGGAAACUACCACAGCAGCUUCCAUUCACAGCAUGCCCUGCACUGCCUCUCAUGCACAGACCCCGUCCCAAGCCUCCUGGAACGCCACGCUGGUGGGCACAGGGAAUGCCACCGAGUGCCGUAUGGCCAUCAAACAGAUCUUCAACUUCACGGCAUGCGGCCAGAGUCAGCCCUGCACAUUCGAUGGGAUCUACCAGCCCCCGGUCAACGGGGAAUUCUUUGCCUUCUCUGCCUUUUACUACACCUUCAGCUUCCUCAACCUGACCAGUGGGCAGCCCCUGGCCGUUGUCGAGGACACUGUCCAGAAGUUCUGUGCAAGAAACUGGACAGACUUGAAAUCCAGCUACCCCAAAGAGAAAGAGCAGUGGCUGCGAGAGUACUGUGCCAACGCCAACUACAUCCUGGUGCUCCUGCUCGAGGCCUACAAAUUCAACCAAACCAGCUGGAGCAGCAUCAAGUUCCAGAUGAAGGCAGCAAACACGGACAUUGGCUGGACCCUGGGCUACAUGCUGAACCUCACCAACAUGAUCCCGGCGGAGGCUCCGGAGCAAGUGAAAGGGCAGCAGUACGGGCUCUGGGCCGCUGCCAUUUUCUUCAUUGUCCUGACUCUGGCUUUCUGCCUCGUCGGCUUGCUCAUAUACAUCCUGUGGUAG
Messenger RNA from Terrapene triunguis (Three-toed box turtle), 1491 nucleotides. Its product is annotated as ectonucleoside triphosphate diphosphohydrolase 8-like. Gene Ontology annotation, molecular function: GDP phosphatase activity; UDP phosphatase activity. Bases 1 to 1491 code for a protein of 496 amino acids. The transcript is spliced from 9 exons. Gene Ontology annotation, cellular component: plasma membrane. The record is from RefSeq and is a predicted model, not a curated record. Gene Ontology annotation, biological process: nucleoside diphosphate catabolic process. NCBI's taxonomy places the organism in Eukaryota, Metazoa, Chordata, Testudines, Emydidae.